Sodiomyces alkalinus F11 is the source of this 1437-nucleotide messenger RNA. RefSeq names its product FAD/NAD(P)-binding domain-containing protein. The record is from RefSeq and is a predicted model, not a curated record. The transcript is spliced from 5 exons. NCBI's taxonomy places the organism in Eukaryota, Fungi, Ascomycota, Sordariomycetes, Glomerellales, Plectosphaerellaceae. Gene Ontology annotation, molecular function: FAD binding. Bases 1 to 1437 code for a protein of 478 amino acids.
AUGUCCGGAAAACGACCAUUCAGAGUGAUCGUGGUUGGCGCCGGCAUAGGCGGGCUUACGCUGUCCAACGCACUUCAACGAGCAGGCAUCGACCACGUCGUCCUGGAGAAGCACAGGCAGGUCGUGUACCCUUCGGGUGCGAGUAUCGGGGUAUGGCCAAACGGAUCUCGUCUCCUCUCCCAGCUGGGCUGUCUUGAAUUGGCCAAGGGAGUGUGCGCUCCGAUGAAGACAAGCCUCAACCGCACCUCCGACGGAAAGGUCAUAACCGUCAGCAAGCUUUUCGACGAGAUUAUCAAAAGGCACGGAUACGAGUAUCUUCUACUGGAGAGACAGGAGUUCGUCAGGGCGCUUUACGACGGGUUGCCGAGCAAGGAGCCGGUCAAGACGGAGUGUGCUGUGACGGACAUUAUAGAGUCAGAGCACGGCGUCCGAGUCCUUCUGGACAAUGGGUCUUCCGAGGACGGCGACAUUGUUGUUGGAAGCGAUGGAGUUGCCAGUUCUGUUCGUCGGAUGAUGUGGGACAAGGCCAACAGCGUUGCCCCAAACUCGAUAGGGACUGCAGAGAUGAGAGCACUCAAAACACGCUACAAAUGCUUAGUAGGGCUUAGUCCCUCUAUCCCGGGGUUCCCAACGGGAAUCAUGGCCGUGGUACAUCACGAUGGAUUCAGUUUCUUGCUCUUCACCCAGCCCGAAAAGACGUUCUUCUUCGUGUUUAUCCACCUGGACACAACUUACUACUGGCCAUUGUUUCCGAAAUACACGAAACAGGACGCUGAGCGGGAGGCUUCGAAGCUCCUCAAUUUUCCAGUACACGACGGCGUAGUCUUUGGCGACAUAUGGGAGAAGAGGCUCCGCGGGGAGUUGGUCAACAUCGAAGAAGGCAUCGCUGGGCGCUGGCACUCGGGGCGUAUUGUGCUACUCGGGGACGCGGUGCACAAGUUCACCCCCAACACGGCGUUUGGCGGAAACUCCGCAAUGGACUCCGCUGCGACCUUGGCCAACCUCCUGCGGCAGAAGCUCGUCAACUCCCCAGACGGCCUGUCGUCGCACCCCGGCCAGUCUGAGCUCUCUGCUAUCUUCCAGUCGUACCAGGAGAAGCGUCAGUCCCCUGUGCGGUACAUCGGCUGGUUCAGCACACUCAUGACAAGAGUCGCGGCUUGCGAGAAUGCUCUUUUUAAGUUUAUGGCGAUUCGCGUGUUUCCACUAGCCAGUGACGCUUUAGUGGCCGACAUGUUCGCCUGGCAGGUCAAGAGAGGGGUCAAGUUGGACUACGUGCCGCUUGUCGAUGCGCCGCGGGGAACCGUGAAGUUUGAUGAUGACAGGGGCGAGGAAUCGGAGUUCAUGAGCAAGGACACUAUGUUUUGGUUCACGGGAAUGGCCGUGGUAUGUUGGGCCGUGUCCAUGUUUGUUCUUUCUCGUGAGAAAGCACAGCUCUGA